AUGACAUCCUUGUCGUUAUUCUUCGUAACUCUAACUGUUACUCUCAUUACUGUUGCUGCUGAUACCUCAUACUUUAAUAAGGAGAGUCAUAGGCCAGUAGCAGUCUUUACUGAUAGCUGGGCUGUUGAGGUUCAUGGUGGAAUUGAAGCUGCUAAUGAGAUUGCAGAGAGACAUGGCUUCACUAACAUGGGAAGAGUUGGUGCUUUUGCUAAUAUUUAUCAUUUUAAAAUGAGCUCUAAUUUUGAGAAUGUUAAAUCUGGAACUGAAUUAAAGUACAGGACAACUGCUCUCAAGUCAGAAAUAAAGGUAGGAUAUGUACAGCAGCAGAGUUUACAUGAGUGGGAAAAGAAAUAUUUUCAACCAACAAGUCAGACAGAUCCACUGUGGGGUAGACAGUGGACAGUUAACAAUACUGGUCAAACCAGGGAGCCAAACCUUUACCUUGAUCUGAAUGCGGAACCAGCAUGGAUACAAGGAUAUACUGGAAAUGGAAUAUUAGUUGGUGUCGUGGAUGAUGGAGUGCAACACACUCACAACGAUCUGAGGAAUAACUAUGUAUCAACAUACAGUUAUGAUUUUAAUGAUAAUGAUCGCAACCCAUCUCCUGUUGGAACAGAUUCUCAUGGAACUGCUUGUGCUGGUGAAAUUGUCAUGAGACGUGAUAAUAAUGUUUGUGGAGUAGGUGUAGCUUAUGAUGCCUCUAUGGCAGGUCUUCGUUUAUUGGGGAGACGUACAACAGAUUCAACUGAUGCAUCUGCUCUCAGUUAUUCUCGUAACAAUAUUGAUAUUUAUAGUAACAGUUGGGGACCGCCUGAUACUAGUGUCUUAGUUGAUGGACCGAAAUACCUAGCAUCACUGUGUCAUUCAGACUGUGCUCGUACUAAAGGUUGUGCUGCUGCUGGUCCUCAGUAUUGUGAUGCUUGUAGAAGCACUCUGCUGCGUAAUGCUACCUCACUGGAAUGUAUCCAACCUUCUGAGUGUCGCUCACCUAAUGAAAUUGCAAGUGGCUACUGCUAUUUGCCUUCUGAGUCUUCAGGAUGGAAAGUCAUUGGAAAUAGUUUCCUCCUUUUUAUUUUGAUAAUAGUUGCCUUUAAUAUGUAA
This is a messenger RNA of Amphimedon queenslandica, 1101 nucleotides long. Its product is annotated as neuroendocrine convertase 1-like. The transcript is spliced from 8 exons. Gene Ontology annotation, biological process: protein processing. Gene Ontology annotation, cellular component: Golgi membrane; trans-Golgi network. Bases 1 to 1101 code for a protein of 366 amino acids. Gene Ontology annotation, molecular function: serine-type endopeptidase activity. NCBI's taxonomy places the organism in Eukaryota, Metazoa, Porifera, Demospongiae, Haplosclerida, Niphatidae. The record is from RefSeq and is a predicted model, not a curated record.